Messenger RNA from Aureobasidium uvarum, 1662 nucleotides. Lineage: Eukaryota; Fungi; Ascomycota; Dothideomycetes; Dothideales; Saccotheciaceae. The record is from the annotation of a GenBank genome assembly.
AUGGCUGACGAAAGUAGGUUCCUCUGGGUAAAGCUUCAGCUACAGACCUUGUGCGACGAGGGGAUCAAGCGUGAGAAAGACGUCUUGCUUGAACUCGAUAAGAAUCCCACAGAGAUUGGACAGCUGUACGAAAGCAUUUUCGAACGCAUCACACAGUCUGGGCGGAGUAGCAGAGAGAUUGCAGGAUCUGUUCUCCGAUGGCUCCUGGUAUGCAGGCGUCCGCUCAACACUAUGACCUUCUUGCAGGCUGUCUCGGACGCUGACGAUGACAACUUGAGCAAAGACGAUGUGCUGGACGUUUGCCGGAAUCUGGUAAUUGUGGACGACGAGACUGACACGUUCAGGUUCGCACACCUAUCAGUACAGGAGUUCCUCCAGAAAAGGGAGGGCUAUGAGAGCGACAAUCUGCACACUUUUGCAGCGUCGAGGUGUUUAGAAGAGUUCGAGUCAUCUCGACGGAACAUGUACGACGACGAUGGUCGUCCUGAUCCGAACUCGAAGUGCUUCUAUGCUUAUGCGGUGGUCAACUGGGUAUACCAUUGCCUUAUGGUGAAGAGCCGAACCGAGGAUCUCAUUGAGAAGUUGGGGUCCUUUUUAAGAGACGAAGAUGUAUUCGCUGUCUGGAAUCAUGACGCCUUGGAGAGUACCGAGCGAGAAGAAUAUUUCGUGGCAGUAACCGACUUCGAGAACCCAUGUCUUAACGGGCACAAAGCGACACAAAGCUUCGUCAUAGCAAGGCUCGGCCUGAUCGAUGCUUUCGAAGAGCAUUUCGACCUUGACUGGAGAUACAACAAUAUCAAAGGCGAGGCGCCAAUUCACAUAGCUGCUUUUGCGGGUAACCUCGAGAUCGUCAAGAGACUCAUCGAUGAGAAAGACAUGGAUGCCAACCAUCAAGGCGAUACCAAUUUUGGUCCACUGUUGGCUGCGUGCGUGAAUGGGCACAAAGACAUCGUGGAUUACCUCCUCUCGUUGGACGGUGUGGAAGUGAAUCGACGAAGCGAUUUCGGCAAGACACCUUUGAUUGCGGCAGCCAAGGCUGGUAAUCAAGAUUUGUGCAAAUUUCUGCUAGACAGGGGUGCUCUUGUGAACUUCCAAGCACUGGAUGACGACACCGCGUUAAUAGUUGCAGCAGAGUAUGGCAAACUUUCGACCGUGCAGGCGCUUCUAAAGAAACGUGCUGAUCCGAAUAUCGUUGGUCGUUUCAAACGCACUGCUUUGUUCGCAGCCAGUCUAUGCCGAGAAGAGCAGUUCCAGGACGUUAUAAAGCUUCUCAUCAGGGCAGGAGCCAAUAUCGAUUCUCAGGACAUUGAUGGAGAUACCGUUCUCCACAUGGCAGCACAAGCCGGCGAUCUUGACUUGGUNGCGGCUUUUUCUCUCCAAAAGGCAAAGCUCAAUAUUAAGAACAAUCAAGGUAGAUCAGCCUUGGACUUCGCUUGUGCAGGGAACCAGCUGAAGGUCAUUGAGUACCUCCUCAAGAGCGGAGCGAUAUGCGAACCAGACGCUUCUGGUAGAACAGAGCUUCAUGAGAUCAUUGGUGGAGACGGAAAGUGUGAUGCUGACACCAUUGAGCUUUUUGUGUCCAAAGGUGUCAACGUAAAUGCGACUGACAACGAUGGAAUCAGUAAGUGUCUGCUUCGUUGCUUCUUUUGUAAAUAUUGCUGA